Amaranthus tricolor (Joseph's coat) is the source of this 943-nucleotide messenger RNA. Its product is annotated as 50S ribosomal protein L29, chloroplastic. The record is from RefSeq and is a predicted model, not a curated record. Gene Ontology annotation, cellular component: ribosome; chloroplast. Gene Ontology annotation, molecular function: structural constituent of ribosome. Gene Ontology annotation, biological process: translation. The coding region runs from base 196 to 705 and encodes 169 amino acids. The transcript is spliced from 2 exons. Lineage: Eukaryota; Viridiplantae; Streptophyta; Magnoliopsida; Caryophyllales; Amaranthaceae.
GUUUUCUUAAUUACAAAACCACCAUUAGAAAUAACGAAAACCAGGUCAUAAAAAUGAGAAGUUAAAAAUUCUCUUGAAGCAGAAAAAAGAGAAGAAAGAAACUAAAAGGAUAAACAAAAAACCUUAUCUUUCAAACUCUCAAGAACUCACAAAGCAAAGCAGAAGGAGAACUCAAGGAAACAAAACUCUACAAAAAUGUUAGCGGUGAGCCACUCUCUUUCCCCCAUGAUUUCAUCUUCAACUCUAAAUUUUCCACCAAAAUCCACUGUUCUUACAAAAUCCUCAUUUCAUGGCCUUCGUCUUCCUUGUUUUAACCCAAUUUCAUCUCUCUAUUCCCGAGCACAAUUACCGUCAUCUAUGGUAGUAAUGGCGGCCAAAAGAGUUGAAGAAUUGAAGGAAAUUAGGACUAAAUCCGAUGAAGAACUCAAUGAAGAAAUUCUACAGCUUAAAGGUGAACUUUUUAUGCUUCGUCUUCAAAGAUCAGCUCGUGAGGACUUCAAACCUAGUGAAUUUGGUCGAAUGCGCAAAAGGAUUGCACGCAUGCUUACCGUAAAGAGGGAAAGAGAGAUAGAGCAAGGUAUUGGGAAGAGGCAGUCGAGGAAGCUUGACAAGCAGUGGAAGAAAAGUAUCGUUGUUAAGCCACCUCCGUCUGUACUUAAGAAAUUGCAAGAGAACACAGCCGAAGAGGCUGACAAAUCUUCGUGAGCUUCAUCUCCGUUCGUCAUAUAUUCAUAUAGAGAAUUAUUGAUUUGAAAUUCUGAAUUAACUGUGUUUUGUAUCAGACAAUUGAUUAGUAAAUUUUGGUUCUUCCCUAUUUCUCCACACCGACCUUUCUCCAUAUAAGUUCUUAUAGAGUAAUGGAGGGAGCACUAUGUUUCCAUUUUAGGCAUUUAUGGCCUAUGGGUUAUUAUUCCAUAAAUCUCUUUGACUUGCUUUAUCAUUA